This is a messenger RNA of Corticium candelabrum, 3296 nucleotides long. Its product is annotated as phosphatidylinositol 4,5-bisphosphate 3-kinase catalytic subunit beta isoform-like. Gene Ontology annotation, molecular function: 1-phosphatidylinositol-4-phosphate 3-kinase activity; 1-phosphatidylinositol-3-kinase activity. The record is from RefSeq and is a predicted model, not a curated record. Gene Ontology annotation, biological process: phosphatidylinositol-mediated signaling; phosphatidylinositol 3-kinase/protein kinase B signal transduction; cell migration. The transcript is spliced from 20 exons. Gene Ontology annotation, cellular component: phosphatidylinositol 3-kinase complex; cytoplasm; plasma membrane. Lineage: Eukaryota; Metazoa; Porifera; Homoscleromorpha; Homosclerophorida; Plakinidae. The coding region runs from base 1 to 3117 and encodes 1038 amino acids.
AUGGCCGACGGUCCGAUACCAGUCGAUUGCCUCCUUCCAUCCGGCAUUCUGGUCUCGAUGCCAUGCAAUGCAAGAUCGUCACUCGACUACAUCAAAUCCCAGCUAUUCGACGAGGCUCGUAACUAUCCACUCUUCAAUCUCCUUCAAGACAAAUCGUGUUACGUCUUCGUUGGAGUCAAUGAGGAUGCGCAACGGGAAGAGCUGGUCGACGAGAUGAGGACGCUCGACGAGGUUCGGCUCUUUCAACCGCUUCUGAAGGUCGUCGAGAAGAAGGGCAAUCAGGAGGAGAAGCGGCUAAAUGCAGAGAUAUCGCAGACGAUAGGCAAGCGGCUGGCGGAUUUUGCUAAUCUGGGGACGGAAGUUUAUGACUUUAGGAAGAGCAUGUUGCAGGUAUGUAGGGCUGCUGUUGAAGAUCGUCAACGUAGUUGGCGUGAGCGUCUCGUACAUGCUUUUCCUGCUAACGUUGAAGAGAGACAACUUCCACCAAACCUUGCUUCUAACUUGCCCUCCAAUGGUAAGUUGCACCUGGAGGUGAACGUUCCUGCGUUUGGCGCUGCAACAGCUCAUGUCACAACAGUGCAGGUUGAAGUUGAUAGUUUGCCAUCUCAGGCGGUUGAGGCUGUGUUUAGUCGUAAGUCGACUCACAUUGAAGGUCAACCUCAGGAUUACUUACUGAGAGUGUGUGGACGGGAGGAAUAUCUUAUAAAAGACUGUCCAUUAAGCUAUUACAAGUACAUUCGUCAGUGCAUUGCCAAAGCUACUAGACCAGAGCUCGUUCUCCACAGAUGCAAAGAAAUGCUUGAUUCUCUGGGUCAAGAUCCUGUACUUGCUGCUUUCCAAGGGAAUGAGGGAGCUCCAGCUCCAGCUCUGCCUGCCAGAGGCAAUUCUCUAUGGCAGUUGCCACCAUCAGAAAAGCUAAAGAUAAAAGUUGUGGGUGCAAAGAAUGUGACUGCUGGAGAACUGUACAAGCUUCAAGUGAAGGCUGGUGUAUAUCACGGUGACGAUUCUCUCUCUUGCAUUGGCAACACGAGAGUGAGUGACCAGAAGACGGUGGCACCAGCCUGGAAUGAAUUCAUGGUCUUUGAGACGGCUCUGCGUGAUCUACCACGUAAUGCUCGACUCUGUUUUGUGAUAUAUGGAGUUAUAGACGCAUCUAGCAAAGGGCAUAGUCGUUCAAUUUUUAAGCGCAAACAAGAUCAUGUCCCAAUUGCAUGGGUCAAUAUGAAUAUCUUUGACUAUCGUGGCCAACUUCAGACUGGUACAACAACUCUGUACUGUUGGCACGUGGACGGUUCUCUGGAUGAGUCUCUCAACUACAUUGGGACGACUGUAAUGAAUCCAAACACAUCUGGCUGUAUUAGCCUAGAGGUAGACAUUGUGCUGGGUGUCACUAUUAGAUCGUCCAUCGUGUAUCCAUCAAUUGAAGACUUGCAUAUGCGAGGCAAGGAGAUGAAUGAUUCUUCUCGUAUGAUUGAAUUGUCUGCCACUGAAUAUGAACAGAUGAGGCACAUCAUAGAAUUAGAUAAAUUGGCUGAACUAGCCGAACAAGAUCGAGGAUUGAUCUGGAAAGCAAGGGCAUACUGUAGAGAUAUGCCUCAUUCUUUGCCAAAGCUGGUCUCGUCAGCUAAGUGGGAUUCUCGUGAUGACAUCGCGGAGAUGUACUUUCUGGUGAAGAACUGGCCACUCAUUGAACCAGAGAAGGCAAUGGAACUGCUAGACUACCAAUAUGCUGAUCAGAUUGUACGGAAGUAUGCAGUGGAAUGUCUGGAGGCCCAUUUGCAAGACAGCGACUUGCAGCAAUACUUAUUGCAACUAGUGCAGGUGUUGAAAUAUGAGUCGUAUUUGGAUUGUCCUCUUGCCACCUUCUUGCUCAAACGAGCUCUGCUCAACAAGAAUAUUGGACACUAUUUCUUUUGGCAUCUAAGGGCUGAGAUGGAUAUGCCUGAAGUUGCUGUUCGAUUUGGGUUAAUGCUUGAGGCAUAUUGUCGAGGCAAUGUGUUACACAUGAGGGCCCUUGGGAUGCAGAUCAAAGCAUUGGGGCGGUAUGAGCAGAUCUGUAAGAUGCUACAGAGCAAGCAAUUGAGAGACAGGAGCAAGAAGCAACACGCUGUAAAGGUUAUGAGAGACAUGUUAGAUGAACCUGGAUCUAAGUCAUUAGUCAGCGAGAUUCUUUCUCCUUUGGAUCCAGCUUUCAGAUUGGGAACCACCAACAUUGAAAAAUGCAAGUUUAUGGACUCUAAAAUGCGGCCACUGUGGCUAGUCUAUAAGAAUCAUGACAGUGAGACAAGGAUGAACAAGGACUUGUAUCUAAUUUUCAAGAAUGGAGAUGAUCUUCGACAAGACAUGCUGACUUUGCAGAUGAUCAGUAUCAUGGACACGAUCUGGCAGCAGUCAGGACUCGACUUCAGGUUGAUUCCCUAUGGGUGUUUAUCAACUGGAGUCCAGGUUGGCUUGAUUGAGGUAGUGCUGGAGUCUCAGACUGUUGCUAACAUACAGAAGACGGUUGGAGGCAGUGCACGUGCUGCAUUCAACAAGAAAUGCCUCUACCAAUUUCUUCAGAACUGGAAUCCUGACAAGACCAGUCUCGACAAGGCUGUGGAGACGUUCACCUACUCUUGUGCUGGCUACUGCGUGGCCACCUAUACUCUAGGAAUAGGUGACAGACACAGUGACAAUAUUAUGUUGAAGAAAAAUGGCCAAUUGUUUCACAUUGAUUUUGGUCACUUCCUGGGCAACUUCAAGAGCAAGUUUGGAGUAAAGAGAGAACGAGUGCCAUUUGUACUCACCCAUGAUUUCAUCUAUGUCAUCUCCAAGGGUGGGAGUGAAAACAGCAAUGAAUUUGCCUUUUUCAAAGACCUUUGCGAAAAAGCCUUCAUAGAGCUACGUCGGCAUGGCAACUUCAUCAUCAGUCUGUUUGCCAUGAUGUUGCAGACGGGAAUUCCGGAGCUGCGUUCCCUUGAUGACAUCAGAUACGUUCAGGAAGCUCUGCAUCUGGGCUAUAGCGAAGAGGAGGCUCUGGAGAAAUUCAGAAAAAAGUUCAAGGAAGCAAUCGACAACAGCUGGAGUGUCAGUUGGAACUGGUGGGUACACAACAUGGCUAAAAACAAUCCCGGCUGAAAGGGGACGGCUGUAACUGUAAAAUCAACAACAUAAAUUGAUUAUUGUCAAGUUUCUUUGAAACGGUUGCCAGUUGUAUUUACUAACAGUGACGGCGUGGUUUUUUCGCAAUGUCUGUUUUUUUCUAUUUUUGUCUGUUUGCUGACGACCAAUCACACAACAAGACGAAACCGCUAAUA